Ilex paraguariensis (yerba mate) is the source of this 802-nucleotide messenger RNA. Lineage: Eukaryota; Viridiplantae; Streptophyta; Magnoliopsida; Aquifoliales; Aquifoliaceae. The record is from the annotation of a GenBank genome assembly.
AGUCUCUCUCUCUCUCUCUCUCUCUCUCUCUCCAGCGGCCAAAAGCUACAAAUAGAGGUUGUCUCUGUUUGUUUGUAACUGAUCGAAGAUGAGCUCUCAGAUUUGCAGAUCAGCUUCUCGAGCUGCGAGGUCUCUCCUCUCUGCUCCGAAGCAGAGCUCUCGUUUCUUUUCCGAAGGGCGGGCAGCAGCUGCAGCAACAGCAUUUUUGGUCAAAGGAAAGGUGCCGUAUCUAGCUUCAUUUGGGAAGGCUGAUUCUGGAAAUGGAUCUAGAGGAUGGAUUUCUGGAGCCCUUGCCCUUCCUGCUGCAGCUUACAUGCUUCAGGAGCAAGAGGCACAUGCGGCAGAGAUGGAACGUACAUUUAUUGCUAUCAAGCCUGAUGGAGUUCAGAGAGGCCUGAUCUCAGAAAUCAUAUCACGUUUUGAGAGGAAAGGUUAUAAGCUUGUGGCCAUCAAAAUUGUAGUUCCUUCGAAGGAAUUUGCUCAGAAGCAUUAUCAUGAUCUUAAGGAAGGACCUUUCUUUAAUGGCCUUUGCGAAUUUCUUAGCUCUGCCCCUGUUAUUGCAAUGGUUUGGGAAGGUGUGGGAGUGAUAAAAUAUGGUCGGAAACUUAUUGGAGCCACGGAUCCCCAGAAAUCAGAACCUGGAACCAUCAGAGGUGAUCUUGCUGUUGAGGUUGGAAGAAAUAUCAUUCAUGGGAGUGAUAGCCCUGAGACAGCCAAGGAUGAAAUUAACUUAUGGUUCAAACCAGAGGAGUUGGUUAGUUACACAAGCAACGCAGAGAAGUGGAUCUAUGGAGUCAACUGA